AUCUAAAAAGGUACGGGAACAACCAGUCUUUCAUCCCAUUCGCAGUACUAUAGCCAGUACUAUAAUCAUACCGGGAACCUACAUCCUUUCAAUCCAACCCCAAAUAUUGUUCAAUAUCUGCAAACCUCUACUUUCACGCCCAUACGAAUAGAGCACAAAUACACCACGGUACAGCAUCUACCCACUUCCCCAAAUCACCACUUAACAUAAUCCACGACCCUUGACUCUGAAAUAUCUCGAAUCACAAAUCAAAAUAGGAUACGGGUCAAUUGACGCGCUUGAUUUCUGUGGAGAAGAAAAAAGGUGGUGAGAGACUCAGAUAGCUUUCUUCUUUAAUUUACCGGGUAACCAUUUACAACGACUUCCCUGUUUACUAUACCCACGACGGCCAUUUGAAAUGAGAUAGUCUAUCGACAAACUCGGCCCUUAAACGGACUGAGCUCAAGGAAGGAAAACCUUUACUCAGAGAUUACUUUCCGUCGCUGGCUCCCCCCAGCGACCUUAGUUCCUCAUCUAUGAUUCGGGAACAGAGGGCUCCUUCAGGUCCACGACCAGACCUUUCGCCUACAAGACAGUAAGAAAACAUGCCCGUCAAGAGAGAAGCCAUUAGAGGCGCUCGCAUUCACUAAUACUUCUAAUAGUAGGAUCUCUGAGAAUUACAAUCCCAGUGUAGGCACAGGAGGAUCGCGUCUGAUAGCUGGGAAAGAGCCUACGCUACAUGCCCCCUCGCGAAAUAAUCAUACAUUAUUUACAUUCGGAGGUCACAACGACGAUAACUCGUCAUCAUACGACUUUUUGCCUUCCCCCAGCUUUGACGACAUUCAAACUAGCAUAUCCAAUGAACUACAGCUGGCACCACAGUAUCCGGCAUCAGGUGGGGGAGAUUCAAUGCCGAGAGAGAAGCCUUCAAUGGGGGAAAUUAAAGCAUCUAUAAACAAUGGCCGAGGGCCAGGUCCGGCGCGUGGAGUUUCAGGACCACGACCGGCACGAACCUCUUCUUUUCAACGUCGACAGAGCGUGAGUAAUCGCCAAGGUAGCAUAUCUUCAACAGCUUCCUCGACGGCAUCGGGGAAUAUGGAUCCGCCAUCUGCUCCUCUCGCUGUGCGAACUCGUCGAAACCAAUAUCCUCCGAUCUCUGGAAGUGCUGCCUCCAAUGCGCCAGCGGCUAGAUUGCCGCGCAGAUCUGUAGGUUCCGAUGCAGAUCAAUCGAACAAGGCAGGGACCACACAAAGGCAGCGUCCGGGUCUUGCUCCAAGUACAUCAUUACAAUCUUUGUCUGAUAUUGCUAGCGCGUCUGUGAGGAUGAACAAUACCGGGGUCCCGAGUUACAUGGAUGGUGCAAGAGGUACAACCGCCUCCAGAACCGCAAAAAGUAAAUCACUACAACCUCCGGUGAAAGGGCAACCGCAAGUUUCUCUUCAGCCCGGCACGCCAGAUCACAGCAGAUCAUUGUCUCUAGCUACAAAAUCACCUGGAAAACCCAGCGGAACAGCAAUAGGCGCAACCACACCAUCUUCUGCAACUUCAAAGCGGAUGUCGGUCUUGCCGGGUACUACUCAUGCGAGUGGACUUGGAGCUAGGACGAUCAGCCCUACGGACACUCGAAGGGCCAAACGUCUAUCAACUCAUCAUGGAGGUCCAGUCGUUGCGCCAGGUACACCGCCAACUCCACAACCCGACUCAUAUCCCGCAUUCACCCCUCGAGGAUCUUCCAGAUCUCCAUCAAUGCUACCUCGAAAAGUCCCUACACCUUCAUCUUCUCGAACUACUCCGGAUAGUAACCGUAAGUACAAUUCUGCUAUUUCAGCUGCAUCAAGUUCAAGCUGUAACACAUCUCGAAACACUACAGGUUCUUUACAGCCUCGAUUAUCGUCCCUGGCCCCCACGACAUCAAGGCUGCCAACACCCAAAUCACGAAAUAUUCAUAGUUCAGCGGGUAAUAAUGAAGAGGAGGACGUACCGCCAGUUCCUGCGAUACCUAAAGCUUAUGAAUCUCCUAAGGACUCCCCCGCAGAAACUCCAUUCUUCGCCAAGAGAAAGUCAAGCAUGCCUUUUGAUGCGAGUAGUAUCAAUAGUACUUCGACAAAUAGCAUUUCCGGUAGGAACUCUGCACGCGAACCGGCCAAGAAUGAGCGAGAGUCAAAAAGGUCAAGACAUGCACCUCCUAGCUCGAACUCAGAUCUCGAACAGCAAAAGCAAAACUCCGCGACUCCCAAGAAGAAGAACCUUCAACCACUUCGUCUUCCGCCAUUGAAUUUGUUACCUCUAAGUGCUCCCACAGCUGCAAAGGCUAACGCCAUAUCCAACCCGGAGCCUUUGCCAAGUGGUACCAUUACGCCCCCACCAAAACGAAUCAAUACCAAAACUCCAAGUUCGCCCAUGACAGCAUCCAAAACAUCAUUCUUUUCACGUCGCGCCGAAGAUAAGUCGGAGCGUCAAAUGCCUCAAAAGCGGAGCAACAGUUCUAUUCAUCACCGACCUGUGGAGUCUUCGCAAGUAUUUGAGAGUGAUGCUGGGACGAAACCUAUACCCAUCGCCAGUAGUCGACCGCCACCACCUAGAGAAACCUCUCCAUAUUUAUCCUCAUCUCUUCCCAAAAAUAACGCUGGCCAGCAUCUCAUGCCUCGAUCUAAAACCAGUGGUGAUUUCACUACGAUGGAUAUUUCGACUGAAAACAAGCCAGCCAGGUUGACUGGGCCACGUGCCUUGAAAGUGAACCGAUUAGCUAAAAGCGACACUCCUGCGGAAGUGUCAAGUCCCGAGGAGCCGCCAACACCAUCCUCAGCAACCUCAUUGCGCAGAAAGCUAAGUCUUGGCUGGAAACGGUCUGGCUCGAAGAAUAACUCCACCGCUUCUCAUGCGGCAGGUGAGAGAGAAGCCAAUCAUCCACCACCUCCUCCAAAGCAUGAUAAUAUGCCACCUCCUAGAUUGCCUGCCUCUGCUACAAUGAAUAAUCUUAGUAGCGACAACAACAAGGAAAUCCCUAGUCCUAGCCCUUCUGUCAAGUCAAGUACUACUACUUAUCUUAAUUCCAGUAGAAGGAAAAGCUCGGUUUCGAGCCUUAAUCUUGUCACUGGUCACGAUAGAACAAGGAGUGAUAGUUGGGGUUUGCACCGAAACAGUCCGAAGAAGGAAGCAUCGACUGACUCUAUGACUCCGGAGAGGAACAUCCCGACAGCCACUUCACGAACCACAUCUUCUGUCAUGCACAGAAUGCUGAAUCCAAAGGCGUCUAGUAACAAUAUCAGGCAUCAGGAUCAUUGGACCGCGGACUUGGACAAGGACGAUCUUCUGGCAGAAGACGAAAUGAAGAAACUAGGUAACAAACGAAAAGAAACAGAGCAGGCAGCUCGUCAAUUGGAUGCUUUGAGAAAACGCGCUACUCCCAAGGAUCGAGCGAAUCCUCAACAGGCUCUUAAACUCGUCUCGCAUCUUAACAUUUACGAAAAAGGCGAAAUUGUCGACUACAAGGACAUCUACUUUUGCGGAACUGCCAGCGCAGCUAAACAUGUCGGUCAGCUUCAAUCCGAUGCCGCUAAUUUUGGUUAUGAUGACGAUAGAGGAGAUUACCAAAUCGCCACUGGAGAUCACCUCUCGUAUCGUUAUGAGAUUAUCGACGUCCUCGGUAAAGGAAGUUUUGGUCAAGUCGUCAGAUGUAUUGAUCACAAGACAGGGGGAUUAGUGGCUAUCAAGAUCAUCCGAAACAAGAAGAGGUUCCAUCAGCAAGCUUUGGUGGAGGUUAACAUUCUGCAAAAGUUGCGCGAAUGGGUAUGUAAUUCAAACAGCUUCAUCUGGUAAUCAGCUAACAGGCAUAACAGGAUCCUCACAACAAGCACAGCAUGGUCAAUUUUGUUCAAAGCUUCUACUUCCGUGGUCAUCUUUGCAUUUCUACUGAGCUUUUAGAUAUGAAUCUCUAUGAGCUUAUAAAAUCGAAUGCUUUCCGCGGUUUCUCUCUCAAGAUCGUUCGACGGUUCACAAAACAGAUGCUCAGUAGCUUGUUGCUUUUGAAGUCAAAGAAGGUCAUCCACUGUGAUCUGAAACCUGAAAACAUUCUUCUUGCUCAUCCACUCCAUUCUGAGAUCAAGGUUAUUGAUUUUGGGUCAAGUUGUUUCGAGAACGAGAAGGUAUAUACAUAUAUUCAAUCCAGAUUUUACCGGUCACCGGAAGUUAUUCUUGGUAUGACAUAUGGUAUGCCGAUAGAUAUGUGGAGUCUUGGAUGUAUCUUGGCAGAGCUUUAUACUGGAGUACCCAUCUUCCCUGGUGAGAAUGAGCAGGAACAACUGGCCUGCAUCAUGGAAGUUUUUGGUCCACCGGAGAAGCAUUUGAUUGAGAAAAGUACCCGCAAGAAGCUUUUCUUUGAUUCGCUCGGAAAACCACGCCUCACUGUAUCGUCGAAGGGACGUAGACGUCGACCAUCGUCGAGAUCUCUUCAGCAAACGAUCAAAUGUGACGACGAAGUUUUCCUCGAUUUUUUGGCUCGUUGUCUCAGGUGGGAUCCCGAAAAGCGUAUGAAGCCUGAUGAAGCUGUUAGACAUGAGUUCAUCACUGGUCAUAAGCUUGCUGCUCCACCUCGUGUCAAUACUCGGCUCGACUCACCGAUCAAGCGACACAAUACUACCGCCGCACCUUCCACAAACAGACCUCUCCCAGAGCCACCUGCCACCAGUCACAAAAGUGGGGCAACUGUUAGACCACCAGCUGCUGGAACUAGUCCAAGUAAAGCUCUUCCUCCUCGACGACAAUCCAAUGCCACAACAUUGACUGGACCUCCUGGGCCGAAACGCACGAGUACUGGAACCGUUACAAUUACUGGUAGUAGUAGUUUACCCCGAGUUACACGAAGUGUAAGCUCGAAACAGGAUUUAGCAUCUGCCGGGGCAUCGGCGGCUAUGAGUAGUCGGCGAGCAUUAUAAAGGAAUGUAAUGUAAAAACGAAACGUGUUCAAGAUGAAUAAAACCCUCACAACACUCAUUGGGUACAUAAGGAGCGGAUUAUACGAAUAGAUGGUCUUUUGUUACUUUACUGCCUUUUUCUUCUUUCCCUUCGUUUGAAGUUGUCCUUUAUUGCAUAGCAGCGAGUUUGGGCGAAGCAUUCUCAUUUCAUUUCAUUUCGUUUAUACCUGUGCAUUAUGCAUACCCACAUGAUCUACACAUCUAUACAUACUUCGUUCGUUCAAAAGCACAACGCGGGUCACAAGUUUACCACUCUACUCAGAGCCUUUCACCUGAUGAUGGAAGUCUUUUGGCGUUCUUGCGGCAGCACGGCUGUAGGCUGGGAAAAUCCGGAAUAUACUAGUGGGCGCAACAAGUAUUAGCUGAUACUACUAUAACACUACUACACUUUAAUUUGACGUCUCUCUUUCACGAAUUAUUUACCUGGCGUUUUGGGCGGUUUGUCCCUGAAGAAAAGAUGGGUGGGGAAAGUAGAGGAUCCGACGUGGAAGUAGGAUACAUUUGGAGAUCGUGAUGGAUUCAGAUGGCAUCCAUGCAUGGAAAAUGGCGGUCGGUUCAGAAUAAGGGAUGGCAGGGCGAAGGGAUUAAAUGGGACUGAUGAAAAGAACUGAGAUGAGUGAGAUGAAUAAAUUAUGUAUAUUAAUGUUUGGUAUCUUCUUCUUCUUCUCCUUGGGUGUGGCGGUUUCUAGACGAGCAGAGGAGAGGAAACUGGUUUUAUUACAUAUGCUGGUGGUGGUUAGAUGAUCGCUAAACUCAUGGCUUGCUGGGCUCUUGUUUGUUGUUGUUGCAUUGUUGUGUUGUAUGUUGUCGCUGUAAUCGCGAAGGAGGGAUGCAAGAUGUGGCGUCGUGGAAGAUGUUGAGAUAAGAGUUCGGGGGGAUAGCUAGCAUUGCGGGGUCCUGUUAUACGUCGUAUAUGCAUGAGCGUGCGUGCGUGCGUGCUUAUAUAUGUGUGGUUGAAAGUUACUUAAUUUGCUAGCUGUCUGAUGAGGAGAUUAGGUUGAUUAUAUCAGUGAGGAUGGAGUUGAAUUGAGAAGAGGAGAGGAGAGGAGUUGGUGUUUGAGGCGAGGCGAGGGGUGGCGUGGCGUGGCUAGAUCAGGUCAGCAUGAUGGCGAGUUUAGAUAUCCAAUGCAAGCAUG
Molecule: messenger RNA, 6088 nt
Organism: Sclerotinia trifoliorum
Lineage: Eukaryota; Fungi; Ascomycota; Leotiomycetes; Helotiales; Sclerotiniaceae
Source: the annotation of a GenBank genome assembly